Penicillium egyptiacum is the source of this 1017-nucleotide messenger RNA. The record is from the annotation of a GenBank genome assembly. Lineage: Eukaryota; Fungi; Ascomycota; Eurotiomycetes; Eurotiales; Aspergillaceae.
AUGUCGACCACAAAGCCCUCAUUCGUCGAAGAGGAAUCCGUAGUCCCGACACCAACCAAGAAGAGCUUCGGUGCGCGCCUCGCCGCCCAUUUCAAGAAAUGGUGGUGGGUGCAUUUGAUUAUAUUCAUCGCCUGUUUCCUAAUUAUCCUACUGCCGGUUGUCUACGUCGCGUAUCCCAAGAUCGCACAAGAUGCAGUCAACGACUCGACCCUCGACAUCACGGAGAUGAUCCUCAGCGACCCGACGCCCGAAUCCUUCCACCUCGAGCAGAGACAAGUCCUCGGCUCGGAUAGCCCUUAUCACCCCCAGAUCUAUGCUUUCAAUUCCGCGGUCUCGUUGGCGGGAGCGCCGGAUCCUUUCGCUUAUGUUAAUGUCCCGGCCGUGAAGUCGAAGGAUGGGGCGGAGAUCCACUUCGAGCAGAAGGUUGAUCUGACGGAUGCCUCUGCGUUCGGGGAUUAUACUACCGCUGUUAUGUUGAAUGAGGAGGUUUCGUUGAAUAUCCAUGGAAGGCCUGAUUUGAAACAGGGUGGUCUACCCAAGGUUACGGUUGAUUAUAACAAGACCGUUGUUAUGAAGGGCCUGAACAAACUCAAGGGUUUCAGAGUGGCCGAGUUCUUCAUCAUGUUCCCACCAGUGAACGGCUACGGGAUGAACGGCACAGUCGUUAUCCCCAAUGCCUCAGUCAUGACCAUUCCAAUGGGCAAUGUAACCCUAGCCCUCGAGCUAGACGGAAAACCAGUGGGAACAACCUACCUGAACAACCUAGUCCUCAAACCAGGCGACAACACUGUACCAAUGAUGGGCAAAGUCGACCAAGGCGCCAUCAUCACCCUGCUUACAUCAAAGUCCAACCCCUACAAAGAUGGCAUCCUGCCCUUCGACAUCAUCGGAAACGCGACUUCGUACAACGGCAAGGAACUUCCGUACUUCACCAAGGCGCUGGCUGCGAACAAACUGUCUGUCAAGUUGAAUGUUCUGGCUGCGCUCAAGGCGGCCGGGGUUAAUCUUACCUUGUAG